CAUACCAGUGAAGACAGCAUCGCAUUCCUGAGCCCCCUCCAAGCGAAAAGGCCAAGAUGAGUUUGUCAUACGCUUUCGCCGGUCUGCUAGUUUUGGCUGCGAUGACGUCAGCAGUCACCGCUUCAACGACAACGCCUUGCGUCAACGUUACCCUCAACAACAUCCUCAACAUCAGCAGUUGCUUGGGUAACAGCCUGAAUUUCUGCAGUGGCACAUCAACCAGCGGCUUGGUAACAGGGCUCGUCAAAGUUCUCACGUGUGUCCUGCGAGGCGUCUACACGUACGGCUCACCACAGGGAGUCGUCAAUGCACUGGGACCUCUGCUGGGUCUCAUUGCCAACCGCCUUGUAUUUUCAUCCGUCAGCCUCCCCAUCUUGGGCAACUUGUCGCUGUGCGGCUCAACUUCCUGCCAGAAUUUCUUCCUCAAAAAUGACACCUGCCAAGGCCAAAUCACCGUUCAGCUGCCCGGCCUUCAAAACGUCAGCAGUUGUGUUGGAAACGCUGGAAUGCUGUGCACCGCGGGAUCCCCGACCACCACCAACCAGGUUCAGUCGCUGCUCCAAACCCUGACUUGCAUCCUGCGCCAGAUCCCGCUGAACCAGUUCACGCAAGUCAUCACAGGCAUCGGCUGCACGCUUCUGACAAUACUGAGCUCACUCGCGGGCAACGCCUUCGCUGGGCACCUCGCUGCAGACUGCCCUCGGAUCGUUCAGCACAGCUCUGCGCGUCAUCGUGCCCACCUGUUCUACCAGUGGCUGAAUCGACAACACCUCUCUCUCAUCUGUAGGAGAAGCGGGAAGAUUCCACUCGUCAAAAACUACUCUAUAGCAACUUAUCUCCGCGUAAUCAAGUAUUAUGCGUUCGCAAUAAACAUGGUAUCAAAAAUUGCCUCUCACCCAAUCAUGUUUGAUCUGUGA
Molecule: messenger RNA, 917 nt
Organism: Dermacentor silvarum
Lineage: Eukaryota; Metazoa; Arthropoda; Arachnida; Ixodida; Ixodidae
Exons: 10
Coding region: 57-917 (286 amino acids)
Source: RefSeq, a predicted model, not a curated record